CAAGAGGAAGAGAACCUUUUUACUCAGACCACAGUGAUCCUCUGACUUUAGAAAUAUCUGUAUUACCUCAAACACAUCUGACCGUGCAGUCUGGAUGGACAGAGGUCUUCCCCACUGAAACAGUGACUCUGAGGUGUGUAAUUCAGGGCAGCUCUACAGAGUGGAUGUAUAAAUGGUACAGAUAUGGACGGGAGCUUCCUGUAGACAAGACUGACUCCAGCAGUGUAAAUGGAGACACAUACACAAUCCUCUCUGCUGAUCAGUCACAUGCUGGACUGUACACCUGCAGAGGAGAACUUACAAGGACAGCAUCUGUACACUCUCUGAUUGGCAGCUCUGCUAAUUUGAGUGUUCGAGCUCUCCCACAAGCUCAGCUGACCGUGCAGUCUGGAUGGACAGACGUCUUCCCCACUGAAACAGUGACUCUGAGGUGUGUAAUUCAGGGCAGAUCUACAGAGUGGAAAUAUAAAUGGUACAGAGAUGGACGGGAGCUUCCUGUAGACAAAGCUGACUACAGCAGUGUAAAUGGAGACACAUACACAAUACUCUCUGCUGAUCAGUCACAUGCUGGACUGUACACCUGCAGAGGAGAACUUACAAGGAGAGCAUCUGUACACUCUCUGAUUGGCAGCUCUGCUAAUUUGAGUGUUCAAGCUCUCCCACAAGCUCAGCUGACCGUGCAGUCUGGAUGGACAGAGUUCUACAGAGUGGAAGUAUAA
Molecule: messenger RNA, 719 nt
Organism: Anguilla anguilla (European eel)
Lineage: Eukaryota; Metazoa; Chordata; Actinopteri; Anguilliformes; Anguillidae
Product: inactive tyrosine-protein kinase 7-like
Exons: 5
Coding region: 165-719 (184 amino acids)
Biological process (GO): cell surface receptor signaling pathway
Molecular function (GO): transmembrane signaling receptor activity
Source: RefSeq, a predicted model, not a curated record